Molecule: messenger RNA, 2488 nt
Organism: Apodemus sylvaticus (European woodmouse)
Lineage: Eukaryota; Metazoa; Chordata; Mammalia; Rodentia; Muridae
Gene: Adgrb3
Product: adhesion G protein-coupled receptor B3
Exons: 17
Coding region: 348-2207 (619 amino acids)
Biological process (GO): adenylate cyclase-activating G protein-coupled receptor signaling pathway; cell surface receptor signaling pathway; neuron remodeling
Cellular component (GO): postsynapse; membrane; synaptic cleft
Molecular function (GO): G protein-coupled receptor activity
Source: RefSeq, a predicted model, not a curated record
AUGAAUCAUCUGUUUUUGUUCUUGGAGCGGUCCUAUACAAAAACCUAGACCUAAUUUUGCCUACUUUGAGAAAUUACACUGUCGUCAAUUCUAAAAUCAUCGUGGUCACUAUCAGGCCUGAACCUAAAACAACUGACUCGUUUUUGGAGAUAGAGUUGGCUCACUUGGCAAAUGGCACUUUGAAUCCAUAUUGCGUGUUAUGGGAUGACUCAAAAUCGAACGAAUCUUUGGGAACGUGGUCCACCCAGGGAUGUAAAACUGUGCUUACCGAUGCAUCCCAUACGAAAUGCUUAUGUGAUCGACUCUCUACCUUCGCCAUUUUGGCUCAGCAACCUAGAGAAAUAGUCAUGGAAUCCUCUGGCACCCCCUCAGUUACUCUCAUAGUAGGCAGUGGCCUCUCCUGCCUAGCCUUGAUAACUCUAGCAGUUGUGUAUGCAGCACUAUGGAGGUACAUUCGGUCUGAGAGGUCCAUCAUUCUAAUUAACUUCUGCCUAUCUAUCAUCUCAUCCAAUAUCCUCAUACUGGUUGGACAGACUCAGACACACAAUAAGAGCAUCUGCACUACCACCACGGCUUUCUUGCAUUUUUUCUUCCUGGCUUCAUUCUGUUGGGUCUUGACAGAGGCGUGGCAGUCCUACAUGGCUGUGACAGGAAAAAUUAGGACCCGGCUUAUAAGAAAACGUUUUUUGUGCCUUGGAUGGGGGCUGCCAGCUUUAGUAGUGGCCACGUCCGUAGGCUUCACCAGGACAAAAGGAUAUGGCACGGAUCACUACUGCUGGCUGUCUCUUGAAGGAGGACUGCUCUAUGCCUUCGUUGGACCUGCAGCCGCUGUUGUCCUGGUCAACAUGGUGAUUGGCAUUUUGGUAUUUAAUAAACUUGUUUCCAGAGAUGGGAUCCUAGAUAAAAAGCUCAAACACAGAGCCGGGGCCUCUCUUUGGAGCUCCUGCGUGGUGCUUCCACUUCUGGCUCUGACAUGGAUGUCUGCAGUUUUGGCCAUGACAGAUAAACGCUCCAUAUUGUUUCAGAUACUUUUCGCCGUGUUCGAUUCUUUGCAGGGUUUUGUGAUAGUCAUGGUCCAUUGCAUUCUUCGGAGAGAGGUUCAAGAUGCAUUUAGAUGCCGGUUGAGAAACUGUCAGGAUCCAAUCAAUGCUGAUUCUUCAAGUUCUUUUCCUAAUGGACAUGCUCAGAUCAUGACAGACUUUGAAAAGGACGUAGACAUUGCCUGCCGAUCAGUGCUUCAUAAGGACAUUGGUCCUUGCCGAGCAGCGACGAUCACAGGAACGCUUUCCAGGAUCUCUCUAAACGAUGAUGAGGAAGAAAAGGGAACGAACCCCGAAGCGAUAAGCUACUCAACAUUGCCUGGAAAUGUCAUUUCCAAAGUCAUCAUCCAACAGCCCCCAGGCCUGCACAUGCCCAUGAGUAUGAAUGAGCUGAGUAACCCGUGUCUGAAGAAAGAGAACACUGAACUGCGAAGAACUGUGUACUUGUGCACGGACGACAAUUUGAGAGGGGCCGAGAUGGACAUUGUCCACCCUCAGGAACGAAUGAUGGAAAGUGACUAUAUCGUGAUGCCUAGAAGUUCUGUCAGCACCCAGCCAUCGAUGAAAGAGGAAAGCAAAAUGAAUAUUGGCAUGGAAACCUUGCCGCAUGAAAGGCUUUUACACUACAAAGUAAAUCCUGAAUUCAAUAUGAAUCCCCCUGUAAUGGACCAGUUUAAUAUGAACUUAGAUCAGCACCUUGCCCCCCAGGAACACAUGCAGAAUUUACCCUUUGAGCCUCGCACAGCUGUGAAGAAUUUCAUGGCCUCUGAGUUGGAUGAUAAUGUGGGACUGUCGAGAAGUGAAACUGGAUCAACGAUAUCAAUGAGUUCUCUAGAGAGAAGAAAAUCGCGGUAUUCUGACCUUGACUUUGAGAAGGUCAUGCACACAAGGAAGAGGCACAUGGAAUUGUUUCAGGAACUAAAUCAGAAGUUUCAAACUUUGGACAGAUUUCGGGACAUACCAAACACAAGCAGUAUGGAAAACCCAGCACCAAACAAGAAUCCAUGGGACACUUUCAAACCCCCCAGUGAAUACCAACAUUAUACCACAAUCAAUGUCUUAGACACGGAGGCAAAGGAUGCUCUAGAGCUGAGGCCCGCAGAAUGGGAGAAGUGUCUGAAUUUGCCUCUGGAUGUUCAAGAGGGUGACUUUCAAACAGAAGUGUAACACAAUCAAAGGUAGAGACACAGUUGAAUACACUGACACUGAGACGUGGGAAGACUGACAUUUCCACCUGGACAGUGUGGCUUUCCUCUGUCGGGACCCUUCCUGUGCCAACAUCAGUGUUUUCUUAUGGUAAUUUCUCACUGGUCAUGCUAGUGGAGAGACGGCCAAGUGUACAGUUCUCACCACCCCGUGUUGUAAGUACCCGUGGAAUGGAUUUGUAAGGUAAUCUUUAUAGAUAAACCUCAAGCAACGAUUCAUGUUGUAACAGCUUCAUGUGGUUU